AAAGCAGAACACUGGCAAUUGUGAGACCUCGUGAAAAACUGCAGUGAGGAAGAUGAAGCUCCCGAUUUUCAUUGCAGACGCAUUCACAGCAAGGGCAUUUUGUGGGAACCCUGCAGCUGUCUGCCUCCUGGAAAAUGAACUGGAGAAUGACACAUAUCAAAACAUCGCAAAGGAAAUGAACCUGUCUGAAACUGCAUUUGUUCGAAAAUUGAGCCCAACAGACAACUUUACCCAAAGUUCCUGCUUUGGACUCAGGUGGUUUACCCCGGCAAGCGAAGUCCCACUGUGUGGCCAUGCUACCCUUGCUUCUGCCGCUGUGCUGUUUUACAAAAUGAAAAAUACAAAUAGCACUCUAACCUUUAACACUCUGAGUGGGGAACUAAAGGCCAGAAGAGCGGAGGAUGGCAUUAUCCUGGACUUGCCUCUCUAUCCAACCUACUCCCAGGACUUCCAUGAAGUAGAGACCUUGAUAAAGACUGCUAUAGGUGACACCCUGGUCCAAGAUAUCCAGUAUUCUCCAGACACCCGCAAGCUUCUCGUCCGGCUCAGUGAUUCUUACAAAAGGUCAUUUCUAGAGACCCUGAAGGUGAACACAGAGACUCUGCCUCACAUUGAAAAUACGGGAAAGGUGAAAGGACUCAUUCUCACUCUGAAAGGAGAGCCUGGUGGGCAGACCCAAGCAUUUGACUUCUACUCCAGAUAUUUUGCUCCAUGGUGGGGUCUGGCUGAGGACCCUGUAACAGGAUCUGCACACACUAUCCUCAGCAGCUACUGGUCCCAGCAGCUCGGGAAGAAAGAAAUGCGUGCCUUUCAGUGUUCCAGACGAGGAGGAGAACUGAACAUUUCUCUGCGACCGGAUGGACGAGUGGAUGUGAAGGGUGCAGCUACUGUGGUUUUAGAGGGCACGCUGAUGGUCUAGACAGGCUGUACUAGCAUGCCGCUGUCUCUGAGGACAAAGUGUUUUCUGCAUGAAAAGAAAGAGGCUGCCUUUAGCAAGCCUGCCUAGUAGCCCACUCAAUCCUCACGUGAAAAAUAGAAAAAGGAAGACAUAGCCAUGGAAAUGUAAUAAUGCUUCCAGAAUAAUUAACUAAGGGAAUUUUAAAAACUCUAGUUGAGAUGGUAGCAACUCGAAUAAUGCUAUCUCUUUUGAUGAUAAUACCAAAGAAUGCAGGGGGAGGGAAUAUAUUGGGAAGAGUGAGAAGCCAUGUAAAUUUAGUUGUGAAUGCCUUAUAGAAUAUCUGUGGGCCUUUGAAAGGUUGUGAGGAUAUAGAGAAAGCUAUUUUAUGAUUUAAUGCCAAGAAAAAAAAGUACAAGCCAGGUGACCAAGCCUGUAAUCCUAGCUACUUAAGAGUCUGAGAUAGGAGGAUGGAAGUUUGAGUGAGACUCUUAUCUUUAAUUAACCAUUGAAAGCCGGAAGUCAAGCUAUGACUCAAACUAUGGCUGGUACAGUACCAGCCUUAAGUAAAAAAGCUAAAGGAUCGUACCCAGGCCCUGAGUUCAAGCUCCAGUACCAGUCCAAAAAACCCAAACAAACAACAAACAAAACCCCACAAAGCUAGGUAUGUAUGUAAGCUACUUAAUAUAAUAGUAAAAUUAAGUUCUGUGUCUUGAUUUGUUUUGAUAUAUGGCUUUAGAGUGAUAAGUUUAAAAGGAUUCUUCCUUUCUCUUAAUAAAAUGAGUUUAACAGAA
Molecule: messenger RNA, 1689 nt
Organism: Dipodomys spectabilis (banner-tailed kangaroo rat)
Lineage: Eukaryota; Metazoa; Chordata; Mammalia; Rodentia; Heteromyidae
Product: phenazine biosynthesis-like domain-containing protein
Exons: 9
Coding region: 53-919 (288 amino acids)
Biological process (GO): biosynthetic process
Cellular component (GO): cytoplasm
Molecular function (GO): isomerase activity
Source: RefSeq, a predicted model, not a curated record